This is a messenger RNA of Staurois parvus, 799 nucleotides long. Lineage: Eukaryota; Metazoa; Chordata; Amphibia; Anura; Ranidae. The record is from the annotation of a GenBank genome assembly.
UCAUUCACGUCCCCAAACUUUCCAUUUCAAUAUGACAGCAAUGCCCAAUGUGUCUGGGUCAUUACGGCUGAAAAUCCUAACAAGGUUAUUCAAAUCAAUUUUGAAGAAUUUGAUUUAGAAAUAGGCUAUGACACUUUGACAAUUGGAGAUGGAGGAGAAGUCGGAGAUCCAAAAACUGUUUUGCAAGAGUUAACAGGAAGCUUUGUUCCAGACCUAAUAGUGAGCAUAAGUAAUCAGAUGUGGCUUCACUUACAAACUGAUGACAGCAUUGGCUCAAUUGGUUUUAAGGUGAACUAUAAAGAAAUUGAAAAAGAGAGCUGUGGUGACCCUGGGAACACCUCUAUAUGGUAUUCGAGAAGGAGAUGGUUUCUCCAAUGGAGAUAUGUUAAGAUUUGAAUGCCAAUUUGGAUUUGAAUUAAUAGGUCAGAAGUCAAUAACUUGCAAAGAAAAUAAUCAAUGGUCAGCCAAUAUACCAAUAUGUAUCUUUCCAUGCUUAUCAAAUUUUACUGCACCAAUGGGGACAGUUCUCUCUCCAGACUAUCCAGAAGGCUAUGGAAACAAUCUGAACUGCAUUUGGACUAUAAUUUCUGAUCCAGGGAGUCGGAUUCAUCUGUCCUUUAAUGACUUUGACUUGGAAUCUCAGUUUGACUUUCUUGCUAUUAAAGAUGGGGAUUCUUUAGAUGCACCAAUAUUGGGAACUUUCACAGGUGCUGAAGUCCCUUCCCAUCUUACCAGUAACAGUCAUAUAUUGCGUUUGGAAUUCCAAGCUGACCAUUCAAUGUCUGGACGAGGCUUUAAU